Molecule: messenger RNA, 537 nt
Organism: Gastrolobium bilobum
Lineage: Eukaryota; Viridiplantae; Streptophyta; Magnoliopsida; Fabales; Fabaceae
Exons: 1
Coding region: 1-537 (178 amino acids)
Source: RefSeq, a predicted model, not a curated record
AUGUUUAAUGCUAAACCUGAGUUACCCCAAAAGAGUGUCCUUCAAAUCAAGCAAGAUGACAAGUUCUUCUGCAGGCUACUUACAAAGGAAAGUUCCAUGUCUAACUCAUCUUUCAGAGUGAACAUUGGUGUCCCAUUUAUGUGGGAAUCUCAGCCUGGUAAACCCAAGUACACAUUCUCUGAGGACACUCUCCCUCCUUUAACUCCUCCACCUUCCUAUCAUUUCAACACUAUCAAUGCCUGCAAAAAGCCACAGAAGAAGAAGAGUUCAAGAUCCAAUCUUUUGCUUGCAUUGCUCCCAAAAAUGAAUCUUAAGAAAAUCAUUAUGUCAUCAUCCUCAACUUCCUCAUUGUCAUCCUCAUACUCUUCAUUGUCAUCACCAUCAUCAGAUUCCUCUAAACUUGUUUGCAGAAGGAGUAAGAUGUUCUUAAGCUUUGGAUCAUCUUUUGAUUUCAGGGGAGUCAAUGAAGAAAAUGGUGCUACUUCACCCACUUCCACCUUGUGCUUUGGUUUUCCUCGUACCACUGGUGGUAAUUAA